Molecule: messenger RNA, 3145 nt
Organism: Xenopus laevis (African clawed frog)
Lineage: Eukaryota; Metazoa; Chordata; Amphibia; Anura; Pipidae
Gene: heca.L
Product: hdc homolog, cell cycle regulator L homeolog
Exons: 4
Coding region: 658-1998 (446 amino acids)
Source: RefSeq, a predicted model, not a curated record
CGAAAUGACAGUUCUGUACAUGUAUACUGGAUAUUUACUUUAAUAAUUUUAUUCUUGAGGUUUACCUUCCCUUUUUUAUAGUUAUUGGGGAUGAAAUGAAUUUGUGUUUGACAUAAAUGUAAUAAGUAUAUAAAAACUGAAUUUUUCUGGAACGUCACAAAUUUUGCAAAUAAGCUGGGCAGCCCAGUGUACCCUGUACACAGCACAGCUAUACUUUCUUCCUCUAAAUCUAACAAGCAGCUUUGCCGUAUAACACAAAUAGGAAAAAAAAGGGGGAGGGUCUUUGGAUGCAGCCAUCUCCAAGACAGGAAGGGGAAGAUCUAGUUGACGUCCUUGGGUGCGAGGUUAGAAUCACAAGGAAGAAUGCAUGGGGAAGUGUGUGGUUUGUGACGUCGAGACAAAGUGAAAAACUGACAGUGGGUGGGACAGAGCCAGCAGAAUCAAAACAAGGAGACACGCCUUCUAAUCCUGCUUAGAAGCACAACUGCCCUGAGUACCUCGAGCAAAGGCAGACAGCAUACACACUUGAUCUAAAACUUCAUUUGCUGUGAGGUCUGCUUCUUUGAAGAGCCCGUCAAGCUUAACAUUCUCUCCCACCCAGUCUUUUUCCUGAGCACCAUGCAGGCCAGUGGUUUGAGCAGCUGAAGUCAAUGUGCCAUGCCUAACGUAAAAACGAAUAAGGGUAAGAAGAAUAAACGGGCUAACAGCAGUGGCGAUGAACAGGAAAAUGGAGCUGUUGCAUCUGCAGGUGCAACAGGAGGAGGCCUGGGAGCAGCUAGUGGAGGAGCAGGGGCACAAGCAUUAAUAAAUGCAUCGUCGGCUGCCUUUUCUCAUGCAUCAGCUGCGCCUUCAUGUGAGAGCAAGAAUGAUGCAGCAUGUGCAACCCCACUUAUUUGUAGCAUCGGUAGGCCGGUGGAUCUAGAGAAGGAUGAUUACCAGAAAGUCAUCUGUAAUAAUGAGCACUGUCUUUGCAGUACCUGGAUGCAUCUACAGUGCUUCUUUGAAUGGGAGAGCAGCAUUCUAGUCCAGUUCAAUUGUAUUGGUAGAGCACGCAGCUGGAAUGAGAAGCAGUGUCGCCAGAACAUGUGGACUAAGAAGGGUUAUGACCUAGCUUUCCGUUUCUGCUCAUGCCGGUGUGGACAGGGCCACUUGAAGAAGGACACAGACUGGUACCAAGUAAAACGAAUGCAGGAUGAAAAGAAAAAGAAAUCUGCAACAGAAAAGCUCUGUGGUAGAUCCACAUCAGAAUCUUCUGAUGAAGUUAAGAAGUGUAGAGGCACUGUCAAAUCUCAGAAGGGAUUGACUUUUGACCCUCCUCGUAGGCACUCAGUGGACAGGCAGAACUCCCAAGAGAAAAGUAUAAGUGGAGGUGCUCAUAUUCUUCGUUCUCCUUGCGUUUCUCCUGGCCAGUCUCCUCCAGCUGGACACCCUUUACUUUCUCCUUCUAAUUUCAGUGUUCCUCGUAGCACCAGAUACUUAGGUGAAUUUUUAAAGAAUGCAAUCCAUUUGGAGCCUCACAAGAAAGGCAUGGCUACAGGAGGUGCAAUCAGGAAUUCUCAUUAUGACUACAGUAUGCCUGGACUGCAGACCCACAGGUCUAUGCGAUUGGAUGCACCAGUACAGUUCCUUCAAAGGCUUGACCUGUCUGAACUUUUAGCUCAUAUACCACGGCAUAAACUGAAUACUUUCCAUGUACGUAUGGAAGAUGAUGCCCAAGUUGGGCAGGGUGAAGACCUUCGCAAAUUUAUUCUCUCGGCUCUCAGUGCAAGUCACAGAAAUGUAGUAAACUGUGCAUUAUGUCACCGGACACUCCCUGUGUUCGAGCAGUUCCCUCUGGUGGAUGGGACAAUGUUUCUCAGCCCAUCCAGGCAUGAUGAAAUUGAAUAUGAUGUCCCUUGCCAUCUGCAAGUACCAACAUGGAGCCACCUAGCUCUGGAAAGGGGUCACAGUCUAAAAGUCCCAGAAGCUUCCUUUGAUCUGGUCAGACUUUCAGCAUGAUCUGUGGCAAUUUCAGUGGCAUCAAGAAGAGCUUUGUGUCUUAAAUCAUGGAUGGUGGAUUCUGCAUCAAAAUCAUUUGUGCCAGUUGGCCUUUGAUAGAGUUAUAUUGUUUGGAGAAAAUUCCAAGGUAGAUUAUUAAAGCUCUCCUUUGAGACCAAAUAGUAUUCCAGAUCUAGGAAAGCCUUUGGAAAGCAAUCACAUUGGAAAUCCUCUUGUGGAGAUAUUUGCCAGUCCAAUAAGAAGAAUUCCUCUUUCCCCACUUCUUUUAGAAAUUCACAAUGAGAUUUAGCAGACUCAGACUGUGAGGGUAGGGGCAAGGCUAGCCCUUUUCCAACAACUUUGAUCCUCAAAUAUCAAGAAUUCUUAGGAGAGUUCCAAAGACAAUGUUUUUCAUAAUAUGGUUAUUCCAAAGAUUCCCUAUGCAGAAGUCAUAUUUCGGAAAUAUCUUGACCACCUCAAAGUUUCAGGUGCAAUGGAGCCUAUUCCAGACUCUCUGUAGAGUUCAAAUUUCACUAACUGUUGUUUGUGAAGAAAGCAUCAGGAGCAUUCAAGUCAGUUGAAGACACCUCAAAAUAUUUCGUUCUGUGCAAAUUGAGUCUUUGGCUUAAAUUAUUUUAGCAGUCCCAUCUGAUUGAUCGUUAGUAAACCUCAACCAAAAAGAUUUACCUUCACAAGCCACACAGGAAGUUCCUAUAUUUGGUGACCAGCAUGUAUCUUUCAUCUGCCUCCUCUUCAGACACUUAUGCCUCCCCAAGAACAUUUUCCAAGGUUCUGGUAACCAACAUAGCUGCCUUGAGAGAGGUACAAUUUCCAGCUUACUAUCAUCUAGAUGACAUUCUGCACAGAGGAGGAAGCUGUAAAGAACAAAGGCAAAAUUCUCAUAGGUUGGGUCAUAAACUGCUUAGUUCCAACUCCGUGUCUUGUCAGGGACAUGACUACAUGAAUACAGCUGUACUAAGACAGCAGGGGAUUGGAGGGGAGGGGGUGCUUUUUAGUAUAGUUUAUUCUUCUUGUCCAGCGAUCGUAAAGCGUAUGUUGUGAAUGCUGUCAUGCAGAGUGACUUGGAAACAGAAAUUACGUUUUUUUUGUUGUAUCUGAAGCUGUUCUGUCCUCCCUACGUAUUACCCUGGGGCAGUGUGUAGUUCGA